AUGAUGAUCAAUCCUGUUCACGGUUGCAGUGUCACAUACUUCAUCAACAAUCAGCCGCAGUACUUCAUGAACUACUCAGUUGUACUACAAAUAAUGCCUGCUGCUUCCAAUUCGACGAUGUCGUAUUCUAUUGGUUACAAUCACCAUGACAUUUUUGCCUUCAUCAUUCCAACACUCCUGACGUUGGUCCAGAUGAGAUUUCCAGCCUUAGAUCUGUUUCAAACACACCCUACGGCCAUCACAGUUUUGCUCUCUAGUUUACUUGCAUAUUGCUUCGCCUUUAGUUUUGGUGUUCAUGCAUAUGAAUGGAGCCGCAUGGCCAUGCUUGUGUUUGGUUCACUCUCAGUUGCUUCACUCUUGUGGCUUCUAUUUUUUCCACACUACUACUCCUACCUAAUUUUGUGCGUCUUGUUGUUGCCCGUGGCAGUGCUGGGCUUCGAUCGCGUGGUUCGGAAACUGUGGCUAAGCAUCCACCAAGAGUUACGAGCAGCACAAAAUCUCAUUAGCCGGAGGGCAUGCCCACUUUUGCCAAUGACCUCAAUGAAUGUAUCACAGAGGCAAACUCUUUAG
Prunus armeniaca (apricot) is the source of this 570-nucleotide messenger RNA. The record is from the annotation of a GenBank genome assembly. NCBI's taxonomy places the organism in Eukaryota, Viridiplantae, Streptophyta, Magnoliopsida, Rosales, Rosaceae.